Messenger RNA from Fraxinus pennsylvanica, 2109 nucleotides. The record is from the annotation of a GenBank genome assembly. NCBI's taxonomy places the organism in Eukaryota, Viridiplantae, Streptophyta, Magnoliopsida, Lamiales, Oleaceae.
AUGUCUCAACCAGCUAGGACUAAGAAAAUAACUAUGCCUAACCGCAGAAAUAACUUGUUAUCGGAUGAUGGUGCAAUGAUGCAUGAAGUUCAUGCUACUCAUGCUCCUACGGGUUAUCUGGUUGAUGUCGAUCCCAUUCUCCGCGUCGCAAAGGAUAUUCUUGAUCGCGUUUUUCCAGGCAUUGAUCGCGUUAUGAAUGGCUCUCACCACCAGCACAAAAAUAUGCUGGACGAAAAGGAUGCAUUGUUGAACUAUGAUGAAAUCGAUGGAUCAUUGGCUUUUGUAAUACAGAAAGUAUCUUGCGAGUUGUCAUGCAAGUGCCCAGGGGGAAACGCACAUAAAACAACAGUGGCUAUACUCAAUCAGCUUUCGAGCUAUACGUGGGACACAAAGGCAGUGAUAUCAAUAGCAUCAUUUGCCUUGAAGUACGGAGAAUUCUGGCUCGUUGCCUUGGUUUUUGAAACGAAUCAACUUGCCAAGUCGGUAGCUUACCUUAAACGAGUCUCAGACAUCAUAGACCAAUCAAGUUCGCUGAAAUCCCAAUUUGACUCGAUAAAUGAUCUUGUAAAAGCCGCGUUGGAUUUAACAAAGUGCAUUUGUGAGUUCAGGGAUCUUCCGGCUGAGUACAUUUUAGAUGACGAGCCACCUAAGUCAACUGCAUUGGCUUAUAUUCCCACUGCGGUUUACUGGAUCAUUCGAAGCCUGGUUGCCUCUGGAUCACAUGUUACGCGCCUUUUAGACAUGAAUCACGAGAUGAGUGCAUUAGCUGCAGAGACAUGGGAACUCGCUAGCCUAGGCAACAAGUUGUCAAGCAUACAUGACCACCUCAAGAAGCAACUCACUCUCUGCUAUCAACGCAUAGAUGAAAGGACGCACGAAGAGUACUUUCGUAAGCUUGUUCAUCUAUUUGAGACAACACCCCAUAUCGACAACCACAAGACACUCGCACACUUAAUCUACCUCAAGGAUGAUCAGUUGCCACUUGAAGAUGGCGCUACAAAGACAAAGCGUGGAGUUGAAGCGCUUAUAGGGAAAACAGUCUUGUUACUAAUAUCAGAUCUCGACAUCUCCGAUGAUGAGCUUCACAUACUUGGUAAUAUUUAUAAAGAAUCAAGAACUAACUCGGAGUUCCAAUACGAAAUUGUGUGGCUCCCAAUUGUGGAUAGGUCAAUUUCAUGGAACGAAAGACAUGAUAUAAAGUUUCGUCAGCUGCAAUCGAUCAUGCCAUGGUACACACUACAUCAUCCGAACCUGCUACAACAGGCCGUUGCAAGGUACAUCAAAGAAGUGUGGCAUUACGUAAAGAAACCGAUUCUUGUUGCAUUGGAUCCACAAGGCAAAGUAGUAAGCCAAAAUGCGUUCCAUAUAGUGUGGAUAUGGGGUAAUAAUGCCUAUCCAUUCACUAACGAGAAAGAGGAAGCGUUAUGGAAGGACAAGACUUGGGCACUUCCGCUUAUUGUUGAUGGCAUUGAUCCAUUUUUAUUGGAAUCGAUUAAAGAAAAUAAGUACAUCUGCUUGUAUGGAGGAGAAGACAUUGAGUGGAUCCGAAGAUUUACAACCACAGCAAAGAAUGUUGCAAAAGAUGCAGACAUAAUACUAGAAUUGGUUUAUGCGGGAAAAAGUGGCAGCAGGGAGAAAGUUGAGAGGAUCAACAAAAUAAUAGACGAGAACAAAUAUAGUGGAUUUUGGAAUGAAAUUACAAUUGUUUGGUACUUUUGGACAAGACUGGAAAGCAUGAUGCACUCGAAGAUUCAUCGAGGCAGGACUGUUAAAGACGAUCAAAUACUUCAAGAGGCGUUGACGCUUCUUACAUAUAAUGGUGAUGAUAAGUGGGCUCUGAUAUGUAGAGGUUCAUCGCCUCAAACAGCUAGAGCCAGAGGCGAUAUGUUUCUAACGAGCCUAGAGGAUUUUUCGUCGUGGAAGGAGGAAGCAAAUCAAAAGGGCUUUGUCCCAGCACUCGUUGAUUACUUUCAAGGACAUCACACUACCAAUCAUUGUAAUCGCCUUAUUCUUCCCGGUAUUAAUGGAGACAUCCCAGAGAUGGUUAUUUGCACCGAGUGUCACCGCCCAAUGGACAAGUACUAUAUGUAUAGCUGCUGCAAUGAAUGA